Ipomoea nil (Japanese morning glory) is the source of this 428-nucleotide messenger RNA. RefSeq names its product zinc finger A20 and AN1 domain-containing stress-associated protein 5-like. Gene Ontology annotation, biological process: protein ubiquitination. The record is from RefSeq and is a predicted model, not a curated record. NCBI's taxonomy places the organism in Eukaryota, Viridiplantae, Streptophyta, Magnoliopsida, Solanales, Convolvulaceae. The coding region runs from base 1 to 354 and encodes 117 amino acids. Gene Ontology annotation, molecular function: ubiquitin-protein transferase activity; zinc ion binding; DNA binding. The transcript is spliced from 3 exons.
AUGGUGAGAGAGAAGGAGAGAGAGAUGAAUGAACCUCAACAAAGACUCCUAUUGUUUGAAGAAGCUUUCCUUAACAUUGUGCCGUGCGUUAACAACUGCGGCGUUACUGGAAACCCUGCCACCAACAAUCUCUGCCAGAAAUGCUUCAACGCGGUCUCCACCUCCGUUUUCGCCUCAAUGUCGACAAUUCCUCAUAAAUUCUCCGACAAAUCUCCUAGAUCUAUCGUCCGGAUGUCGUCGCCGGAAACAACGUACUCUAACCGACAUGAUUGCAGCUACGACUACAAAGCUGCUGGCCGAGAGGCGACCGCCCGAGAAAAUCCCAUGAAGGCCGCUAAGAUCAUCAAACUUUAAACUAGAAAAAUAACAAACACCAAUCUAUGCAAAACGGGAGGAGGUUGCUAUUAUUCGAAGGAAUUAUCUCGCUC